AUGGAGACUGAUGAUGUACCUCCCGUGGCACCCCAAGAAAAUCUCGACGAUACGCUUGGAGACCUCGGCAGCUCACCGCAGGUAGUAGCCUCAUCACACCACCCUCACCACAACAACGGCGCACACGAGCACGAGCCACAAUCACCGAGCGGCCCAUUACACCAACAACAGCACCACAACGACGAUCCGGCGGCCACGCGGUACACGCCUCCUGUGCCCGGUAACAGCGGUGGCAGCAGCGCACCGCAGUCGGCAGCACCCGGGUCGCGAGCUGGGAGCGAAAUGUCGAACCAGUCGUCGCAGCACCACGGCGCGCACGGCGACUACGGCGGCAGCCGCCAGGGCUCGGGCGAACCCGCGGCCUCCAACGGCCGCAAUCACGUCGUCAUCAAGGUCGGCAUGGUCGGCGACGCCCAGAUCGGUAAGACGUCGCUCAUGGUCAAGUACGUCGAGGGCAGCUGGGACGAGGACUACAUCCAGACGCUCGGCGUCAACUUUAUGGAAAAGACCAUUUCGAUCCGCAACACCGAGAUUACCUUUUCCAUCUGGGACCUUGGCGGCCAGCGCGAGUUUGUCAACAUGCUUCCGCUGGUUUGCAAUGAUGCCGUCGCCAUCCUCUUCAUGUUUGACCUCACGCGCAAGAGCACUCUCAACAGCAUCAAGGAGUGGUAUAGACAGGGUCGUGGUUUCAACAAGACGGCAAUUCCCAUCCUGGUCGGCACAAAGUACGACCACUUUGUCAACUUUCCAAUCCAAGAUCAGGAGGAAAUUUCCAAUCAGGCGCGACGUUUUGCCAAGGCGAUGCGAGCCGCUCUCAUCUUUUCCAGUACCAGUCAUAGUAUCAAUGUGCAAAAGAUCUUCAAAAUCGUCCUAUCCAAGGCUUUUGAUCUCAAGUGCACGAUUCCCGAAAUCGAAAAUGUCGGCGAGCCGCUACUCCUGUACCAAUCAGUCUGA
Messenger RNA from Beauveria bassiana ARSEF 2860, 954 nucleotides. Its product is annotated as septum initiation protein sid3. The record is from RefSeq and is a predicted model, not a curated record. Bases 1 to 954 code for a protein of 317 amino acids. Gene Ontology annotation, biological process: regulation of exit from mitosis. Gene Ontology annotation, cellular component: spindle pole body. NCBI's taxonomy places the organism in Eukaryota, Fungi, Ascomycota, Sordariomycetes, Hypocreales, Cordycipitaceae. The transcript is spliced from 3 exons. Gene Ontology annotation, molecular function: GTP binding; GTPase activity.